CAUCUCUCAAAACGGCUCAUCCAAAAGGCUUGUGAACCUCUCAACCCUCCAAGAAGAUUUAAGCUAGGAAAAGAAAAUCAAUUUCCUUUUGGAAGGUCCCUUUCAGCAUAGACGUUAAUGUACUAUCCUUGCCCAUUUCAAACCCAUCAAUCCCAGCACGAAUCAAUUGCCCUCAAAUCUACCACCAAAUCAUGGAAACUUACUGGGUUCAUGCUCAAAAUCACAAAAUCCAAUUUUCAUUUCGCUAAGAGUCAACCACUCACUUCUGAAAUGUAGAAUCGCUUAAUUACCUGAAACUUUGAGUAGUUUAUAAGUUUAUCAACAUCAAAAAGAUUGCUGUGGCAUGUAAUUUUUUUUAGAAGCAAAGAUGGGUGAUAACAGCUUAAGGAACACCAUUGAUGAUGACAAAAAAGAUUCAGAGAAUAAGACUACUAAAGAAGCAAAGGAAGAGAUUUUGAUGACCAAUCUUGUUCCAUUUUUCAAGCUAUUCUCAUUUACCGACUCUAAAGAUGUCAUUUUAAUGGUUGUUGGUACGAUCUCAGCAUUUAUCAAUGGUUGGAAAAUGCCCAUUAUGGCUGUUCUCGGUGGACAACUUAUUAACUCUUUUGCGUCAACUGAUGGCUCCGAUGUACUUAAACAAGUUUCAAAGAUAGCAAUGCAAUUUGUUUAUCUCGGAAUUGGAUCUGGCGUGGCCUCGUUCUUCCAGGUGGCAUGCUGGAUGAUCACAGGGGAGAGACAGGCAGUACGAAUACGAGGUUUGUACUUGAAGAUGAUACUGAGGCAAGAAAUUGCUUUCUUUGACAAGGAAACUACCCGGGGAGAAGUUAUUGGGAGAAUGUCUGGUGACAUUAUUCUCAUUCAAGAUGCUAUUGGCGAGAAGGCUGGCACAUUUGUUGAGCUGAUUUCAGCAUUUCUUGCUAGUUUUAUCAUUGCAUUCAUUAAAGGGUGGCUUCUUACACUUGUCAUGUUAUCUUCUAUUCCUCCUCUUGCAAUUUGUGCCAUGUCUAUGUCCAUUUUAAUACGCAAGCAAGCAUCUCGUGCACAAGCUGACUAUCUGCAAGCAGGAACUGUUGUAGAAGAAACUAUCAGCUCAAUUCGAACGGUUGCAUCAUUUACUGGGGAGAAUCAAGCUAUCGUUAAGUAUGACAAGUCCCUGACAAAGGUUUACAAAUCUGGUGUUCAGGAGGGGAUAGUUGCUGGGUUAGGCCUUGGUUCAACUUUUUCCGUUCUUUAUUGUUCUUAUGCCUUAGCCGUAUGGUUUGGUGCAAAAAUGAUUAAUCAGAAAGGAUACAUGGGCGGUGAUGUCAUUAAUGUUAUAGUUGCUUUAUUGAGUGGCUCCAUGUCUUUAGGGAAGUCAUCUUUAUGCCUGGGUGCAUUUGCCGCUGGACAAGCUGCAGCCUUUAAGGUGUUCAAGACAAUAAAUAGGAAGCCAGAGAUUGAUGCAUAUGACACCGCCAGUGGGAGAAUUUUAGAUGAUAUUCGUGGAGAUAUCGAGUUUAGGGAUGUUCACUUUAGUUAUCCUACUAGACCAGACGAGAAAAUAUUUAAUGGAUUCUCUUUAUAUAUACCAAGUGGUAUGACCUAUGCUUUGGUUGGGCAAAGUGGAAGUGGAAAAUCAACUGUAGUUAGUCUGAUAGAAAGAUUUUAUGAUCCCCAAGAAGGUGAAGUUCUUAUAGAUGGUACAAAUUUGAAGGAGUUUCAACUCUUAUGGAUUAGGGGGAAAAUUGGGCUUGUCAGCCAGGAACCUGUGCUCCUUACAUGUAGCGUUAAAGAUAACAUUGCUUACGGAAAGGAAAAUGCAACUCUUGAAGAAAUUAGAGAUGCAACUGAGCUAGCCAAUGCUGCUAAAUUCAUAGAGAGUUUACCUCAGGGUCUAGACACGUUAGUAGGUGAGAACGGGACUCAGCUGUCAGGGGGACAGAAACAGAGAAUUGCCAUAGCAAGGGCAAUUCUGAAAAACCCGAAAAUCCUACUUCUAGAUGAAGCUACAAGUGCACUUGAUACGGAGUCUGAGCGAAUUGUGCAAGAAGCUCUAGAUAGGGUAAUGGUGGACCGAACCACUAUCAUUGUCGCACAUCGCUUGAGCACGGUUAAGAAUGCAGAUACCAUUGUGGUCAUACAUCAGGGGAAUAUUGUUGAAAAAGGUUCACAUCUGGAGCUCCUUAAAGAUCCUGAUGGGGCUUACGGUCAGCUUGUAAGCUUGCAAGAAGUAAACAAAGACUCAGAAACUGAUACAGUAAAACCAGAAAUUAGUGUGGAGUCUGACAGGCAAUCAGGAAACUUCAUGUCUCUCCAGCAAUACGGUAGUAGAGGAUCAACAGGGGACAUGCGCCCUUCUUCAAGCCUUAGUGUCCAAGAGAGAUCUCUGUUACGCCAAAGUCUCGACAUUCAUGGAGAAAAAUCACAAAUGCCAAUUACAGAGAAGGAUCAAAAAGUUUCAAUUCGUCGUCUUGCCAACCUUAACAAGCCAGAGCUCCAUGUUUUACUGCUUGGUGUUGUGGCUGCAGUGAUCAAUGGAAUUGUAUUUCCUGCUUUUGCCGUAAUGUUUUCUGGUAUGAUUUCUACAUUUUAUGAACCUCCAAGUAAGCUUCGGAGGGAUGCAAGAUUUUGGGCAUUGAUGUUCGUCGGCCUUGGCAUUGUAUCCUUUGGGGCAUCCCCGGCAAGAACAUACUUCUUUGCUGUGGCUGGUUGUAGUUUAAUAAAACGUAUUCGUUCAAUGUGCUUCAAGAAAGUUGUUUACAUGGAUAUUAGUUGGUUUGAUGAUCCCGAACACUCUAGUGGUAUGAUUGGUACAAGGCUUUCUGCAGAUGCAGCAACAGUACGCAAUCUUGUUGGAGAUGCACUUGGGCUGCUUAUUCAAAACAUUGUAACAUUAGUUGUUGGUAUAGGUGUUGCAUUCGAAGCAAACUGGCAAUUGGCACUCAUUGUUCUUGUUUUGCUACCGUUGAUAGGACUGAAUGCAUGGGUUCAAGUGAAGCUCAUGAAAGGAUUUGGUGCAAAUGCAAAGAUGAUGUAUGAAGAAGCAAGUCAAAUUGCCACUGAUGCCGUAGGGAAUAUCAGAACAGUUGCUUCAUUUUGUGCUGAAGAGAAGGUGAUGAAAUUGUACCAAAACAAAUGUAUUGGCCUAAGGAAGACAGGGAUAAGGCAAGGUUUAAUUAGCGGAUUCGGUUUUGGUAUCUCCUUUUUCUUGUUGUUUUGUGUCUAUGCUACGAGCUUUUACGCUGGAGCAAAACUACUCGAGGAUGGCAAGAUAACCUUUCCCGAAAUUUUCCGUGUUUUCCUUGUCCUCACUAUGACAGCAAUUGGAAUUUCCCAGUCAAGUUCGAUGUCACCAGACUUCAGCAAAGCUAAGUCUUCAACUGUAUCCAUCUUUGCAAUUCUCGACGGGAAAUCAAAACUAGAUUCGAGUGAUGCCUCUGGAAUUACACUUGAAGUUUUGAAGGGUGAAAUUGAGUUUGAACAUGUUAGUUUUAAGUAUCCUCUAAGGCCUGAUGUUCAGAUAUUCAGCGACCUUUGUCUUACUAUUCAAUCUGGCAAGGUGAUAUCCCUGGUUGGAGAAAGUGGAAGCGGAAAAUCAACAGUGAUAUCACUAUUGCAGCGGUUUUAUGAUCCUGACUCUGGCCAAGUUAGAAUAGAUGGUAUUGAAAUUCAAAAGUUUCAAUUGAGAUGGUUGAGACAACAGAUGGGGUUGGUUAGCCAAGAACCUGUGUUGUUCAAUGACACAAUCCGAACCAACAUUGGAUAUGGUAAGGAAGGAACUGCAACGGAGGCAGAGAUUCUUGAGGCAGCAAAACAAGCAAAUGCCCACAAUUUCAUAAGUGGGUUACAAAAGGGGUAUGAUACAAUAGUAGGGGAGAGAGGAGUCCAAUUGUCAGGUGGCCAAAAGCAACGAGUCGCAAUUGCGCGUGCCAUAGUUAAAGGGCCAAAGAUAUUAUUACUGGACGAGGCAACAAGUGCACUGGAUUCAGAAUCAGAACGAGUAGUUCAAGAUGCAUUGGACCGAGUUAUGGUGAACAGGACGACAAUUGUGGUGGCACAUCGGUUAACAACAAUUAAGAAUGCUGAUGUAAUUGCUGUUGUAAAAAAUGGGAUAAUUGCUGAGGAAGGAAAUCAUAGUACCUUAAUGGGUAUGGAGGAUGGAAUAUAUGCAUCUCUUGUAGCACUAAACAUGGAUGGUGCAUCUUAACCAUAUUCUGCUCAUAUUCUUGUCUUCUUAAUAAUCCAAUGGUGAUAUUAAUAAGUUAACAUGUAGUUAUCUUUUCACGCAUUCAGAAU
This is a messenger RNA of Papaver somniferum (opium poppy), 4275 nucleotides long. Its product is annotated as ABC transporter B family member 11-like. The record is from RefSeq and is a predicted model, not a curated record. Gene Ontology annotation, molecular function: ABC-type transporter activity; ATP binding; ATP hydrolysis activity. NCBI's taxonomy places the organism in Eukaryota, Viridiplantae, Streptophyta, Magnoliopsida, Ranunculales, Papaveraceae. The transcript is spliced from 12 exons. Gene Ontology annotation, biological process: transmembrane transport. Gene Ontology annotation, cellular component: membrane. Bases 368 to 4186 code for a protein of 1272 amino acids.